Molecule: messenger RNA, 1597 nt
Organism: Thalassophryne amazonica
Lineage: Eukaryota; Metazoa; Chordata; Actinopteri; Batrachoidiformes; Batrachoididae
Exons: 10
Coding region: 282-1514 (410 amino acids)
Molecular function (GO): protein binding
Source: RefSeq, a predicted model, not a curated record
UGUUGUUUCUGCAUCACAGAGAGAAACAUAAAUCUGCUCAGUGGCUCAAAGCGUCCUGUGGGGGCGGACUGCUGAAUCACCAGCUAACGGGUCUAACGCGUCCCCACUACCCCACGGGCUUUUCAGAUUAAAGUCUCCUGAAUGUGCCACAGCCUCAGAUUUUAGGCCUGCGACCCACACAUUACAGCCCAGUCAGCUCCGCUCGGACAGUGGCGGUGCCAGCACGCUAAAGAUUUUAUUGUUUCAUUGCGGGGUGUCUGAGUCGCUCCCCAGCUGCCAGCAUGAUGAAGGACUGCCUGCAGUUCCUGAUCGAGCCGGCAAAAAAGCUGAAGAGCCGGCUGAAGGACUCUCAGAAGCGAGUGAAGCUGGAGACGACGGCGCCGCUGAUGGAGAGUCAGUUAUUUAUGAUGGAACUUACACGAGACCUCAACAAAAUCUGUCAGGGAUCCAGUGUCCUCAGCCACAUCUGGACCAGUGAGGACCUCUGGCCAGCUGGCACCUGUCGGGACUUCAUAGUGGAUUGGUCUGCUGUCUUAGAGAAGAUAGUACAGCCGAGGAUCGGCCCCAUGGAGCCGCAGCAUGAGAGGCCGGAGAAGAGGGACUGGAAGGGUCACCUCCUGCACAUGCUGGAGGCGGCUGGCGAGUGUGACAUGCUCCCCCACAAACGAGUCAUCAUGGAGUGGACGCGGGAGAUUAAAAGCAGGUCUAAGCCCACCAUCUGGCCGGGGGAACACGUGCUGAUGAUGCUGGCUGACCUGGAGUUCCAGUGGAAGAGGGGCUGUCUGCCCGACCUGCUCCCAGCCGUGGAACUCAUCAUGCUGGCCAUCCUGAACGCCAACAAUCCUGUCAAGGAGGACGUGACCAAGCUGUGGCUGGUGAGGAGACAGAGGCUCACCAGGACCGAUGCAAUCCGCUACAUCCCCCACAGCGUGUGGAAUUGGAUUCGUGAAGCUGCAGAGGAAGUCUCCUUGGAUUCAGACACCGCCAACCCGGAUCUGCUCAUCUCCAAUGAAAAGCGCAUGCGUUGUGGUCUGGAGCGUCAGGAUGUCCCGGUGUGUCCACGGCGGUUCAGUGGCUGGCUGUGCACCCUGGGCCAACAGGGUUUCACCUCCGGACGCCACUACUGGGAGGUGGAAGUUGGCGAUCGGGACUGGAGGUUGGGUGUCGCCAAGGCGUCAGCGGUCAGGCAGGGCUUCCGCUCCCUCAACACGGAUACAGGCUACCUGACCCUACGGCUGGAGAGGGGCACGGACCUGAAGGCGCUGACUGUGCCGGCCACCCUGCUGCCACAGAGCCUGGUUCCUCAGAAGGUGGGCGUGUAUUUGGACUAUGAGCAGGGCCAGCUGUCCUUCUACGACGUGGACAAACGGCGUCACCUCUACACCUACAAUGAGACUUUCAGAGAGGAACUCUACCCUGUGUUCGGGACUGUGGAGGUGGUCAGAGACCUGGUCAUCAGGUCGGUCAGUGUGAGGCAGCCGUGUCUCUGCCCCAGACCCUGUCUGUGGAACUGAACUCCUGACACCCCGCUAGCCACAAACGCUGGGCUUUACCGCAGUUCCGCUGCUGCCUCUGAGUUUGAAUAUUUAUACCUGGC